UAAAACACUUCCGGUGUGCGCAAGUAUUAGCACGUGUAUGAAGACCAGCUCGUGUUUCUUGGUUAUUAUUUGAUGAAUUGAGAGGCCACUGAAUUCAUAAACGUGGGCUUAUAACUUUGAAAAAUAAGAGGGAUUAAUACUGAAAUAUAUGUGAGGAUAAGCCAAGCCAGACUAAGGAAAGUUUUACGAUGUCAUCACUGUCUCCAGCUCAUUGUGUUUACAAUUAAACCCAUUGUUUGUUAACUAGCAAACAUGGAGGAGCAGGACCAAGCACUUGUUGACCAGGUGGAGAAGGAUAAUGAAUUCAUCAAGCAUAUGUUGGAUCUUAUUCCUCCCAGUGUCUAUUUUGACAAAGACACUAAAGCAAAGUUGAUCCAUGAAAAGAAAAAACAAAUUCAAGGAUUAAUUCAAGGCUCAAAGCAGAAUUUAAAAAGGGACAAUAGAGAUUUAACUGAAAAAGCUCUUCUAAAGAGAGCAAAAUUUGAUCCUCAACAGAACUUGCCUGUCACGCAAAUACAAGAGCCAACAAAAGAUGAUGAAGAGGAAAGUGAGGAGGAAAUAGAAGAAAAUAAAAAGGAUGAGAAAAAGAAAAAGAAGCUGAAAUCUAAAACUUCAGACAGAUUGGAAGAUGGAAAUUACACAAAAAUCAAGAACAAACAGAAGAGUAAAAGGCGGAAGAGGCAAGAUUCAAUAUCUAAAGAUCCCAACCUGAAGAGUUCUGUCAGCAAUUUGGAAGAACUACGUGAAAAACUGAAGAGCAGAAUUGAAGAGUUAAAAAACAAAAGACAGAAAAACAUGACUGUCGAUGAGAUCCAAGAAAAGAAAAGACUGAAGAGAAAGGAGAGCAAGCUCAAGUUAAAGAUAAGAAAGAAAACCGAAAAGCAGAACAAGAAUAAAGGUGUAACUGGCAAUGGGAGUGUGGAUGCAGUUUAUAAUGGGGCACUGCCUGCAGGUCCCAACAAAAACACUAAAGCUGCCAAACCAGUUUUUAAUAAAGAAGGCAAGAUGGUUUUUAGUAGGUUUGACUUUACAGAAGGCACGAGUAAAGAGAGUAAAAAAAGUAACAAAUUUGCUGGAAAAGACUACAAAAAGUUAUUGCAAAAGGUUGAAAAACAAAAGGAACAUGUUGACAGGUUAAAAGUGUCAGAUAAAGAAAAGGCCAAACAGGUUCAGGAAAAAAUAACAUGGACGUCUGCAUUACAAAGGGCAGAAGGAAUAAAAGUUAAGGACAACCCAGAAAUGUUAAAGAAGGCAGCAAAGAGGAAAGACAAAAAGAAACAGAUUGCUAAAAAACACUGGACCGAAAGAGAAGAAAAGUUGAAGGAUAAAAUGGAGGAAAGGCAAAAGAAACGACAGAAAAACAUUAAAGCUAAAAAACAAGCUAAGAUAGACAAAAAGAUUAAGAGUGCAAAGAAGAGAGGCAGGAUAAUACCUGGUUUCUAAAAAAGUCAUUUUUAAUUGGCCUGCCUUCACAAAAAGGCAGUGUGCCAGACUUCCUAGAACACCAUUUUUACAGGUUUUUUAGGGAAUAGAAGACUACAGUAUAUUGCCACAGUAGAGAGAAUUUCAUUGUUACAUUAUAGAUUAAAAAAACUAUUUCCAUUACAAACAAAAAAUUGUCAACAUUAUGAAGUUAUUUUAUGUGAAGAAAAUAAAUGUAAAACGCGAUUUGUGGAGCUGGACCACAAUAUCUCCAGUUGAAGAACUUGAGGUCCGACUGUUUUCCAAAACCUCUUUCCAUUGAAAGUCUGUCCUGGUCAUGUCUGCAGUGGGGUUGGGAUUGUGGGCCUUAUAAGUAAAAUUUUACAAAGAACCUAAAGGCCUCUUCAUUUAAUGGAUACUUUACCCAAUAUUUUGGGGUAAGUUGCAAUUGUCUUGAUAAAGCUUUGUACGCUUCAUGGUAACAGUAGCUUAAUGAAGAACUUGACUACAAGUUACUGUGGACCUGCUGUUUGUAAAAUGCCAUCACCCAAUAAAUAUGCACAGUUAGAAGUUAAGUACUGUUAACCCUAACAGUAGCUCAGGAUAUUUUGUUAAAUAGACCCAGGAUUUUGAUGAUUUUAUAAUUCUAAAUUAUAGAAUAAAGGUGAUAUUCAUUUACAAACAUAUCAUGGCACUAGUUAUUUGGCCUUCAGAACUUCAUUUGGGAGGAAAAUGUAUAAUUUUACCAUCUUGAAAUAAAGUCUGGUCAGUCGUAACUUUUUGUCAUUUCAAACUCCCAUAUUUGAAAAUUGAAUUUACUAUUGGCUGGAAGUCCUUCAAAGUUACCAAU
Messenger RNA from Lingula anatina, 2272 nucleotides. Its product is annotated as SURF6 homolog gldi-11. Gene Ontology annotation, cellular component: nucleolus. Lineage: Eukaryota; Metazoa; Brachiopoda; Lingulata; Lingulida; Lingulidae. Gene Ontology annotation, molecular function: RNA binding; DNA binding. Gene Ontology annotation, biological process: ribosomal small subunit biogenesis; ribosomal large subunit biogenesis. The record is from RefSeq and is a predicted model, not a curated record.